Molecule: messenger RNA, 759 nt
Organism: Neoarthrinium moseri
Lineage: Eukaryota; Fungi; Ascomycota; Sordariomycetes; Amphisphaeriales; Apiosporaceae
Exons: 2
Coding region: 1-759 (252 amino acids)
Biological process (GO): protein deubiquitination
Molecular function (GO): deubiquitinase activity
Source: RefSeq, a predicted model, not a curated record
AUGUCUUCCAAGAAGUCCAGCAGAUCCUCCUUCAGUCGCCCCGCCAGGCAGUCGUCUCAUAGAUCAACACUGUCCUUAUCGCGGACCGAAGUCAUCAUCAAUGUCUACGACCUGCUCCCGCCCGGCCGCCUCUCCUCUCUCCUCUGGAACAUAGGCUCCUCGCUGCUGCAUACCGGCGUCGUCAUAAAUGGCCGAGAGUACGCUUACGGCGGCCACGACCGGCCCCACACCACCGGCGUAUACUGGACCGCUCCUCGCUCCUGUCCGCCAGGCGGCACCUUCCGCACCGAGAUCCUGCACGGCUUCACCUUUGCGACCCAGGCCGAGAUCGACACCAUCAUCAAGAGCACGAGCGAGGACUUCCCCGGCACCAGCUACAACCUGCUGACCAAGAACUGCAACCACUUCACCCAGACCCUGUGCGAGCGCCUGACGGGCCGCCGCGGCCCCAGCUGGCUCAACCGCGCCGCCCAGAUCGGCGUCGCCCUGCCGUGUGUCGUGCCUCGCGACUGGCUGGAGCCUCCGGACUAUGCGACCGCCGACGGCGAGCUGGUCGAGGACGAGAACGAGUUCGACGCCGACGAGGGCACCGGCUUCCUGCGGCGGGAGAACAGCUAUCAGCGACCUCUGGCAGAGGACGACGGCGGCCGUUCGCGGUUUGGGAGCGGGGCGACGCCGAAAGGCAAAGGCAAAGCUACGGCAACCCGAGAUUCCAGCGGGCGCGUGUUGCCUCCUGCAGAGAGGGCGCCCGCGUCCUAG